UGUAUGUCUAUGGUUCACCAUACUCAAGGCGGAAUAUUAUUUUGUUCGCAGGUGUUCGUGUUUUCUUGCUGAACGCCAUGUCUUAUAAUUACGUGGUCACCGCACAGAAGCCGACGGCCGUCAAUGCCUGCAUUACCGGCCACUUCACCUCCGCGGAGGACCUUAACCUCCUCAUCGCCAAGAACACCAGGCUGGAGAUCUACGUGGUGACAGCCGAGGGACUGCGGCCGGUGAAGGAGGUGGGGAUGUACGGCAAGAUCGCUGUCAUGGAGCUCUUCAGGCCCAAGGGCGAGAACAAAGACCUGCUGUUCAUCCUGACAGCCAAGUACAACGCCUGCAUCCUGGAGUACAAGCAGAACGGGGACAAUAUCGACAUCAUCACCCGCGCUCAUGGCAACGUGCAGGAUCGGAUUGGCCGGCCCUCUGAGACGGGGAUCAUUGGCAUCGUGGACCCAGAGUGCCGCAUGAUCGGCCUCCGGCUGUACGACGGUCUUUUUAAGGUCAUCCCCCUCGACCGAGAGAACCGCGAACUCAAGGCCUUCAAUAUCCGCCUGGAGGAGCUUCAGGUUAUCGACGUCCACUUCCUGUACGGCUGCCAGGUCCCCACAGUCUGCUUCAUUUACCAGGACCCCCAGGGUAGACAUGUGAAGACGUAUGAAGUGUCACUGCGUGAAAAAGAGUUCAACAAGGGCCCCUGGAAGCAGGAGAAUGUGGAGGCUGAGGCGUCGAUGGUCAUCCCAGUCCCAGAGCCUUUUGGGGGUGCUAUAAUCAUCGGGCAAGAGUCAAUCACCUACCACAACGGAGACAAAUAUUUGGCCAUAGCGCCCCCUACCAUCAAGCAAAGCACCAUCGUGUGCCAUAACCGCGUGGACCCCAACGGCUCCCGCUACCUGCUGGGGGACAUGGAGGGCCGCCUCUUCAUGCUGCUGCUGGAGAAGGAGGAGCUGAUGGAUGGAGCCGUGGUGCUGAAGGACCUGCGGGUGGAGCUCCUGGGAGAGACGUCCAUCGCCGAGUGCCUCACGUACCUGGACAACGGCGUGGUCUUCGUGGGCUCCCGGCUCGGAGACUCCCAGCUGGUCAAGCUGAAUGUGGACAGCAAUGACCAGGGCUCGUAUGUUGCUGUGAUGGAGACCUUCACAAACCUGGGACCCAUUGUGGACAUGUGCGUAGUGGACCUGGAGAGACAGGGCCAAGGACAGCUGGUCACCUGCUCUGGGGCAUUCAAGGAGGGAUCUCUGAGAAUCAUCCGCAACGGCAUCGGAAUCCACGAGCACGCCAGCAUCGACCUGCCGGGGAUCAAAGGACUGUGGCCCUUGCGCUCUGAGGCCGGGCGGGAGACCGAUGACAUGCUGGUGCUUUCCUUCGUCGGCCAGACCAGGGUGCUGAUGCUGAGCGGGGAAGAGGUAGAGGAGACUGAGCUCCCCGGGUUUGUGGACAACCAGCAGACCUUUUACUGCGGCAAUGUGACACAUCAGCAGCUCAUUCAGAUUACCUCCGGCUCGGUGCGGUUGGUGAUGCAGGAGACCAAAGCCCUGGUGAGCGAGUGGAAGGAGCCCCAGGGCAGGAACAUCAGCGUCGCCGCCUGCAACUCCACACAGGUGGUCCUGGCUGUGGGCCGAGUGCUGUACUACCUGGAGAUCCACCGAGGAGAGCUGAAGCAGAUCAGCUCCACGGAGAUGGAGCACGAGGUGGCCUGCCUGGACAUCACGCCCCUCGGGGAGGGCGGGGAGUCCCCCCUGUGCGCCGUGGGCCUCUGGACGGACAUCUCCGCCCGCAUCCUCAAACUCCCCUCCUUCAGCGCCCUGCACAAGGAGAUGCUGGGCGGAGAGAUCAUCCCUCGCUCCAUCCUGAUGACCACGUUUGAGGGCAGCCAUUACCUGCUCUGCGCCCUGGGAGAUGGAGCUCUCUUCUACUUUGGCCUGGACCUUCAGACAGGUGUCCUGAGCGAGCGGAAGAAGGUCACCCUGGGGACCCAGCCCACAGUCCUCCGCACCUUCCGCUCCCUCUCCACCUCCAACGUCUUCGCCUGCUCCGACCGGCCCACCGUCAUAUACUCCAGCAACCACAAGCUGGUCUUCUCCAACGUCAACCUCAAAGAGGUCAACUACAUGUGCCCCCUCAACUCCGAGGGCUACCCCGACAGUCUCGCUCUGGCCAACAACAGCACGCUGACCAUUGGAACCAUCGAUGAGAUCCAGAAAUUACACAUUCGCACUGUCCCAUUGUACGAGUCCCCCAGGAGAAUCUGCUAUCAGGAGAUGUCUCAGUGUUUCGGGGUGCUGUCCAGCCGGGUGGAGAUGCAGGACGCCAGCGGGGCAACAGCUGCUGUUCGGCCCAGUGCGAGCACACAGGCUCUUUCCAGCAGCGUCAGCUCCAGCAAGCUCUUCCCCAGCAGCACCUCCCUCCAUGAGACCUCCUUUGGGGAGGAGGUGGAGGUCCACAGCCUGCUGGUGGUGGACCAGCACACCUUUGAAGUGCUCCACGCUCACCAGUUCCUGCAGAGCGAGUACGCUCUCAGCAUGGUGUCCUGUCGGCUGGGCAGGGACCCGUCUGUGUACUUCAUCGUUGGCACGGCGAUGGUGUAUCCCGAGGAGGCGGAGCCCAAGCAGGGUCGCAUCAUCGUCUUUCACUACACCGACGGAAAGCUACAGACUGUGGCAGAGAAGGAGGUAAAGGGAGCGGUGUAUUCCAUGGUGGAGUUCAACGGCAAGCUGCUGGCGAGUAUCAACAGCACUGUGCGCCUGUAUGAGUGGACAGCUGAGAAAGAGCUGAGGACGGAGUGUAACCACUACAACAACAUCAUGGCGCUUUAUCUGAAGACGAAGGGUGAUUUCAUCCUGGUGGGAGACCUGAUGAGGUCCGUGCUACUUCUGGCCUACAAGCCCAUGGAGGGAAACUUUGAGGAGAUCGCCCGAGACUUUAACCCCAACUGGAUGAGCGCUGUGGAGAUACUGGACGACGACAAUUUCCUGGGCGCGGAGAAUGCUUUCAACCUGUUUGUGUGCCAGAAAGACAGCGCUGCGACCACGGACGAGGAGCGGCAGCACCUGCAGGAGGUGGGGGCGUUCCACCUGGGGGAGUUUGUGAACGUGUUCUCCCAUGGGUCCCUGGUGCUGCAGAACCUCGGCGAGAGUUCCACCCCCACCCAGGGCUCUGUGCUGUUCGGCACAGUCAACGGCAUGAUCGGUCUGGUGACCUCCCUGUCAGAGGGCUGGUACAGCCUGCUAAUGGACCUGCAGAACAGACUCAACAAAGUCAUCAAGAGCGUGGGCAAGAUCGAGCACAGCUUCUGGAGGUCCUUCCACACAGAGCGCAAGAGUGAGCAGGCGACAGGCUUCAUCGACGGGGACCUGAUCGAGAGCUUCCUGGACCUGGGACGGGCCAAGAUGCAGGAGGUGGUCAGCAGCCUGCAGAUCGACGACGGCAGCGGAAUGAAGAGGGAGGCCACGGUGGAUGAGGUGAUCAAGAUCGUGGAGGAGCUGACACGGAUCCACUAGCAGCAGCCCUCCACUGUGGCCGCAGACGCACUGGAGGGACGGGGCCGGGCGGAGAUGUUCUGUAAAUAACUAUAAAUAAACAAUAUGACAGGAAUCUACUGUACACCCCCGUCCUAGCCCCUCCUAUACUCACACAGGCAACGUGUUGCGCCCCCACACCCCCACCCCACACCCCCAGCCCGGACCGAUCUUAAAGAGCAGCUACAGCGACUCGUAGAGGCGAUAGAACCUGUUAUUUACCACCAAACUCACCAGGCCUCCAUCUUAGAAUUUGAGUACUAGAGUUUCUGCGCUGGUUGGGAUGAACUGGGAAGCGAGGUCCGCAUGGCGGUUGAGUCUCACGCCCCAGUUCAGUUACCCCCGGGAACGAGAAGCCCCAAAGCUUAGCAGUCAACUCUGGGAGGAGGUGGACUGUGUGGGGGAUGGAUUCCUUGUGUUUUUGUGUUUGUGAGAAAUUUCAAUUUGUUUCUUUUAAUAAAGUUUGGUAGCUGUUCGCUGCAUUCACUCCA
Messenger RNA from Conger conger (European conger), 4006 nucleotides. It is a transcript of the gene ddb1, whose product is annotated as damage-specific DNA binding protein 1. Gene Ontology annotation, cellular component: nucleus; site of double-strand break. The transcript has 27 exons. NCBI's taxonomy places the organism in Eukaryota, Metazoa, Chordata, Actinopteri, Anguilliformes, Congridae. Gene Ontology annotation, molecular function: protein binding; nucleic acid binding. The record is from RefSeq and is a predicted model, not a curated record. Gene Ontology annotation, biological process: proteasome-mediated ubiquitin-dependent protein catabolic process; DNA repair. The coding region runs from base 78 to 3497 and encodes 1139 amino acids.